AUGUUGUAGUUGUCAAAGCAGCCACAACGAAGAGAAGCAAAAGAACUUCUUUCCUUUAAUUUUACUGCGGAUUUUUUUGCCUUUUAGAGCUUCCUUUAUUUCCCCAAAAAAUUUCUUGUGGAAUAUUUUCACAAAAAUGUAUUAAAUGCUGCACAUUGUCUGGGUGAAACCACAACGACGAGACUUGAGGGGUAGACUUGCGAUAAAGCUACUAAUCUGCUCAACAAGCUGAUAAAGCUGCCUGUACACAAUCAUCUACUCAGGAAUCCCAUAAAAGUCUCCAUCCAGUUGGUGUUGACAUUCCAAAGUAGCAAGAUGGUCAGGCGAAAUCUCUUCUUAAUCUCCUCGUCAAAGGUCCACGGACACGAGUACCUCCAACACUCCCGGGAGGCACUUACGGAAUUCUUCAGGAAGCACAACGUCACGAAAGUUCUCUUCAUCCCGUACGCUCUCUUUAACUACGAUAAGUACACAAAGAAAGUUGGUGACGUCCUCACUUCCUGGGGCUUUGAAGUUGAGGGCAUUCACCGGAAGGAUGAUCCCGUGGAGGCUGUUCGCAAAGCCGAUGCAAUCUACGUCGGAGGUGGGAAUAGCUUCCUCCUGCUGAAGCUUCUGCACGAACGAAAGCUCAUUGAGCCCAUCCGGGAGCGCAUCUUCAGCGGUGAGGCUGUCUACGUGGGCAGCAGUGCUGGAACGAAUGUUGCCACCGUGAGCAUAAAGACAACCAACGACAUGCCCAUCGUCUACCCGCCCACAUUCGAUGCUCUCGCCCUUGUGCCAUUCAACAUUAAUCCCCACUACCUGGACCCCCUGCCCGGCAGUACGCAUCACGGUGAGACACGCCAGCAGCGCAUUGAGGAGUUUCAUCAUCUCAACGCAAUCCCCGUUCUGGGACUCCGCGAGGGAACGUACCUCCAUGUGGAAGAUGACAAAAUGACCCUCCUUGGGGACUUUAAUGCUCGCCUCUUCAUGAAAUCCAAGACUCCCGUUGAAGUACCCCCAAAUUCGGAUAUGAGCUUCCUUUUGAGGGAAUGAUUCUUUAAUUUUUCUUCUUCUCGUUCAUUGUACUGACUUUGUGACAAUAAAAUAAAACUCUGCGUA
This is a messenger RNA of Lutzomyia longipalpis, 1101 nucleotides long. Its product is annotated as probable alpha-aspartyl dipeptidase. The record is from RefSeq and is a predicted model, not a curated record. Lineage: Eukaryota; Metazoa; Arthropoda; Insecta; Diptera; Psychodidae. The transcript has 3 exons. Gene Ontology annotation, molecular function: serine-type peptidase activity. The coding region runs from base 316 to 1035 and encodes 239 amino acids. Gene Ontology annotation, biological process: proteolysis.